Cadophora gregata is the source of this 1009-nucleotide messenger RNA. RefSeq lists its product as uncharacterized. The coding region runs from base 56 to 1009 and encodes 317 amino acids. The record is from RefSeq and is a predicted model, not a curated record. NCBI's taxonomy places the organism in Eukaryota, Fungi, Ascomycota, Leotiomycetes, Helotiales, Ploettnerulaceae. The transcript has 3 exons.
AGCUGGUCUUGAAAAUAAUACCUUCUCACCAAAAUCGAGGCUCCUAAUACCCACGAUGCCGUCGAGUUCUGUCUUUGUCGUUGCUGCUUUGAGCUUUGGAUCCCUGGUGGCCGCUCUACCAACUACUAGCUCAUCGAGAUACCAAGAAGCCGAUAUUUACAAGAGACAGAAUGCAACAGCACCAGCGUCCGGCCUAACAGAUGUUGAUAUUCUUCAAUUUGCCCUGACUUUGGAGAAUCUGGAGGGUGCAUUCUAUGCUCAAGGAUUCAGCAAAUUUCCCGAUUCGGACUUCAUGGCUUUAGGUCUCUCAGCGCCCGACGUCACCAAUCUCAAAUCUAUCGCAACAACAGAACAAACGCAUGUUACAACAUUGACUGGAGCUAUCGCUGUAGCUGGAUUCAAGCCCGUGCAGCCGUGUACAUACAACUUUGGCUUCACGACGGCAGCUGCCAUGGUAGCCACGGCGGGGAAUUUAGAAAACAUUGGUGUUUCUGCGUAUCUUGGAGCAGCACCUUUAGUUAAAAUGCCUGCGAUUCUUACCGUCGCAGCUGAGAUCUUGACGGUCGAAUCCAGACAUCAGACAUUGAUUCGGACGCUCGCGAAGACAGCCGCAAUUCCUUCAGCAUUCGACACCCCACUCGGAGUACGAUCUGUCUUCUCUCUCGCUGCUCCUCUGAUCUCGUCCUGCCCCGAUGGGUCCAAUCUCAAGAUUGCGCCAUUCCCAGCACUUGCCUUGAUGCCAAUGCCUGCGAUGGCAAAUUCGACUUCAAUGCCUGUGGGAACAAGAUUGACGGUGAUGGGAACACCCGCAGGGGCCACAAAUUGUGCAUUUUCGAACGGAGGCGCCCCAGGAGGGACAAUCUAUGUCACGUUCGAAAACAGCGGGUGUGCGGUUCCUCAGGGAGUGUCGGGCAUCACAUACAUGCACUUGACGUCUUCUGUGCCACAAGGAAACAUUUUGACGGAUGACGUUGUUGUUGCUGGAGUGCAGGUUUUGAAUGUUUCCUAA